GUGUUUUCCCCGGGAAUGAGCAAAAGUUACAAUUUUUCUUGUUUUCUCUCACUAAGAAAACACUAUCACCGUAGCACUAAAUCUAGACCGUUGAAGCUCAAUCAGACGGUAAGGCAAAAUGGUACGUACAAAUCUUCCCACGAACACCACCAGAUCCGAAACUCUGACUGCGCAGGCGCGCCAGCCCACUUGGUGCAGCGCAGAGCAGGCUGAGCAAAGCCGAGCGCCGGGCAUGGCGGCAGCCCCCCACUUCCCAGACCCGCCUCUAUAAAUUCCGCGCCCCACCCCCCGCUUCUCCUCCAAGUUCCAUUCCCCAGCAACCGAAAGCUCUCCCCAAACCCACCGCGAAUCGCACCCAAAUUCGACCGGGGAAUCGCGCCACCCGGGCCCCGCCAGCCACCAUGAGCUUCUCGUCGAUGAGCAAGCAGCAGGUGCUGGACGCCGGCGAGGGCGCGGGGGAGGAGGUCAUGGAGCUGAUCCCUGGCCUGCCGGAGGAAGUGGCCGAGAAGUGCCUCCUCCACCUGCCCUUCCUCUACCACCGCCUCUUCCGCACCGUCUCCUCCACCUGGAACCGCUUCCUCACCGACGCCCCCGCCAAGCCGCUGCUGCUCGCUCCCCCCGCGGCUGCGGCGGCGCCCGCGGGGUCGGUGUCCUUCUCGCUCCCAUUCCUCUUCGCCUUCGCGUUCGACCCAGCGUCGCGGCGGCUCCAGUGCCAGGCGCUCGACCCAUUCUCCCGGAGGUGGCUCCUGCUCCCGCCCGUGCCCGGCGGCGCAGCGGCCGGGUCGUUCGCGGUGGUCGGGCUCCCCCGCCGCGGCGAGAUCUACGUGAUUGGCGGCGUCGAGGAGGGCGGCGACAAGGCCGUGCGCAGCGUGGCGGUGUACAGCGCCGCGCGGAACGGGUGGGAGGAGGCGGCGGCGAUGCGGACGCCCCGCGGGUACAUGGCGGCCGGGGAGGUGGGGGGGCGCGUGGUGGUGGCCGGGGAGGACGGGGAGGCGGAGGUGUUCGACCCGGAGGCCGGGCGGUGGCUCCCCGCCGCGCCGCGGCGGGGCGCGGCGGUGGCGCGGUACGACGCCGCGGCGGCGGGCGGGAAGCUGUACGUGACGGAGGGGUGGGCUUGGCCGUUCGAGCGCGCGCCGCGGGGCGCGGUGUACGACGCGGCGGCCGACUCGUGGCGCGAGAUGGCGCGCGGGAUGCGGGAGGGGUGGACGGGCUCCUGCGCCGUCGCCGGCGGCCGGAUGUACAUCGUGGCGGAGUACGGGGAGUGGCGCCUGAAGCGGUACGACGAGGCACGGGACGAGUGGCGGAUGGUGGCCGGCGGCGGGGUGCCCCCCGGGGUGCGGCGCCCGCACGUUGUCGCGGGGGAGGUCGGUGAGGUCGCCGGCGGGAGGCGGAGGAUAUACGUCGUCGGCGCCGGCCUCGACGUCGCCGUGGGCACGGUGUCCGCCGCCGCUGCCGCCGGUGCCCCCGGCGUCGAGGAGGAGGUGGUGGAGUGGGAGGUCGUCAAGGGCCCCGCCGAGUUCGCCGGCCUCGCGCCCUGCAACGCGCAGGUCCUCUACGCAUGAUGAGGCGUGCCCGCCGGGACCCCGCCUGUGCGGGUGGAACGUCUCUGUCGCCGGGCGACGGACUACUACGACUUGGCCCGGAGCUACUACGGCUUGGCCCAAACCGGCGCACCCACGGAACCACCAAGCCCGUCGCCGGCGAAGCGUCGUGCUGGUCCACGUGCCAGCGGAACGUGACGGCCUCCAUCGUCUCGCCGGCAUGAGCGAGUGGCUCGCUGCUGGAAACCCACACCCAGUUGGAUUUUCGGAAGAAGAAAAAAAAUAAAGAAAACCUGUAUAUUACUACUAUUGUAUUUCUGGAGGAACAAGAGAAGAGGAAAAACGAAGAACGCGAUGCGAUGUCCUCGCAACAAGAGAGAGAAAGAAAGGUUUGUGAAUUGUGAUGAGUGAGAUGAUGCGAAGUGAAGUGAAAUUGACGUCGACGCGAUAGCCAUUUAGCCGAAGAGGCAAAAAA
Molecule: messenger RNA, 2016 nt
Organism: Setaria italica (foxtail millet)
Lineage: Eukaryota; Viridiplantae; Streptophyta; Magnoliopsida; Poales; Poaceae
Product: F-box protein AFR-like
Exons: 1
Coding region: 402-1562 (386 amino acids)
Molecular function (GO): protein binding
Source: RefSeq, a predicted model, not a curated record